Molecule: messenger RNA, 292 nt
Organism: Staurois parvus
Lineage: Eukaryota; Metazoa; Chordata; Amphibia; Anura; Ranidae
Source: the annotation of a GenBank genome assembly
AUUUUUUAAAAUUUUUAAAUUUGCCGCCGGUUAUGGCCACCAUACGUCCCGACGUCACAGGGACCGAAACACGGAAGCUGGAUGCCGGCAUCGGCCAGAGGAGAUGGCCGGGGACACAUCGCGGGAGCGAAGGACAAGGUAAGCACUGCAGGGACUCCCUGAGCAACGCCACAUGGUAAGCCCGAGUGUAGCUCGGGGUUACCGCUCUUGGUACUGAAAUUUAACCCCGAGCUACACUCGGGAAUACCACCAGGGAGGUAAAGAGUCACCUUGUCCUGCGCUCCCGCGAUGU